CUGACGCGGCACCCAGCUUAAGUUAUAGAAGAAUAGCUCUUUGCUUCCGUGCGUCCAUAUAUACGAGUUAAGACUGGUCUUGGUUCAGACACUGUAUCACCUAAGAGAGCAAGCAAUUUGGUUGCGAAAAAUUUAAAUCUCAUUUCUAUCCCUUGUCUCUUAUAUUGACUGUUCACAAACAGCCUCAAGAUAAUUCCCUUUCACUUUGCCAUGGAUUCUGUGCGGUCGCAAUUCUUCAAGAAUUGUGAGCCGCAUAUACUUGAUUUGAGUGAGCAACAUGUCCGCAAUCCAGAAGACUUCAAGCAAUUCGGAUGCAACUACCCUUGGAGAUUGGGACGACCAAUGCGUGAUGAUAGGCCAGCGCUGCAUAGUAUCAUAGUAUUGAGGUUGCAGGUGAAUAGAUCAGCAAAUCUCGUGGCGAAAACGUUCUUUGACAAAGAAUAUUUCGAGUCGAAGAGAGAACUAGAUCCUUUCUUGAAUGAAAGCCGAGCUUACGAACAUAUUCUUUACAACUGUCCACCUUCUAAACUCUCAUAUUUUCCGACCUACUCUGGGGUGCUCAAUUUGACACGCGAGCAGUAUCCUAGAAACUACGCAUUGCGUCCUCGAGCAAUAGUGCUUGAAAGAAUUAAGCCAAAUCCAAGUUCCCGGCGCAUAUUGGGAGUAUCCCCCGGUCGGAAAUUCCAUCUCUUCGACAGUUUUGUUGCAGAAAUUACUGAGCUAUCUCUAAGCUGUUUUGAAAAGAAGUGGUUUACUUCUUUAGCUAUUGAUCGGCUUCGGCGUCUUACAGCGUUGCAUGAGAUUGGGAUACUACACCGCGAUAUAUGUGACGAGCAUUUUCGUCUUCAUGAUUAUUACGAUUCUGUUCUCUACGAUUUUUCUCACUCCUAUAUUGUCAAUUCGCCGUGGCCUUUUCCUAAACGAUUCAAGCCAUUGAUGGAACUAAUUCAUAUUGAACAAACUGAAGUAUUAGGUGAUAUUCUCAAUCGGGCAAAAAAAUCAGACUUCCGUGCUCAUAUUGCUGCAACACUGAAUUUGAACCAGGAAACUGUUGUGGAAUUCUGUACUCGAAAGCUUGAAGGUAUAGAACUAGAACUAAUCUGUCUAAAGACUCGACAUCGGCCAGAUACAUGGACGCAUCCAUCACUAGCUUCUAUUUUUCCAUUUUUAGAAGCUAUACGUCCUACUCCAGCAUGGCACAUUACCAUGUCUCGGCUUCUCCAGGAAUUUCAAUCUGCCUGGUUCUCCUACACGCCAAAAACAAAACAUGUAGACCCGAUCGCAUUCUGUGGGGUAGAAUGCUUUGAGCAAAAUCUGAAUGAAAUCAUUAUGGAACAAAAUUUUUUACUUAUUUUGUUUCCUGGGUCUUGGGAAAUUGACGAGCAAAGGCUUCUUAUCUGUGCUAGACUUGUUGCAAAUGAAGAAUGGGGUCCAAUCAUCACAAAGAAGGAAUUUGAUGGGAUAAAAAAUUAGUUUAGGGCUUUUCCAAUCCUAUAAUUCUUACUCACCUGGG
Aspergillus saccharolyticus JOP 1030-1 is the source of this 1513-nucleotide messenger RNA. RefSeq lists its product as uncharacterized. Lineage: Eukaryota; Fungi; Ascomycota; Eurotiomycetes; Eurotiales; Aspergillaceae. The transcript is spliced from 4 exons. The coding region runs from base 211 to 1473 and encodes 420 amino acids. The record is from RefSeq and is a predicted model, not a curated record.